Messenger RNA from Seriola dumerili (greater amberjack), 625 nucleotides. It is a transcript of the gene rab38c, whose product is annotated as ras-related protein Rab-32-like. The transcript has 4 exons. Gene Ontology annotation, molecular function: GTPase activity; GTP binding. Gene Ontology annotation, biological process: vesicle-mediated transport. The record is from RefSeq and is a predicted model, not a curated record. Lineage: Eukaryota; Metazoa; Chordata; Actinopteri; Carangiformes; Carangidae. The coding region runs from base 1 to 624 and encodes 207 amino acids. Gene Ontology annotation, cellular component: Golgi apparatus; vesicle; trans-Golgi network.
AUGCAGCAGGAGCUUUUAUUUAAAGUCCUGGUCAUCGGGGACUUGGGAGUCGGAAAAACGUCCAUCAUCAAGCGGUACGUCCAUCAGAUCUUCUCCCAGCACUACAGAGCCACCAUCGGGGUGGACUUCGCCCUGAAGGUGCUGCAGUGGAACAAUGACACUGUGAUCCGGCUACAGCUGUGGGACAUAGCAGGACAGGAGCGGUAUGGGAACAUGACUCGUGUCUAUUACCGGGAGGCGGUGGGAGCACUGGUGGUGUUUGAUGUAACAAGGGCCUCCACGUUCGAUGCCGUGCUGAAGUGGAAGGAUGACCUGGACUCCAAGGUGACUCUGAACCAUGGCAGGCCAGUUCCAGCUGUACUCUUGGCCAACAAGUCAGACCAGCUGGGUUCUCAGCAGCCAAAACUCGACUCCUUCUGCAGGGAGAACGGCUUUGUUGGCUGGUUCGAGACCUCUGCAAAGGAGAACACAAACAUCGAGGAGGCAGCACGCUGCUUGGUAGAGCACAUCCUGAACAAUGAGGAGAGCCCGGUGGUAGAACGAGACCCCGGCUCCCUCGUCCUGUCUGGAUACUCUAACACCGCAAAGGAUCAUCUCAACUGCUCGUCAUGUGUGAAAUGGUGAC